AUGAUUCACACAUCGACUGCGGUCGAUAACUUCUACGUCGUCGACGUUAAGAACACGCCAUCGAGGUCGAAGGACGUCGAUGAGGAAACCGAGUUUGUGCAAAGAAUUUACGGCGCCUCACUCAUUCGUUCGGCGUGUUUGCUCUUGCGCUCGCCUCUGAGCGUGGUCAUCACGGCUCAGACGCUGUUACAUCGAUUCUACACGAAAAAAUCUCUCACUGAUUACGAUGUCAAGCUCGUCGCGACGGCUUCCAUCGCCUUAGCGUGCAAGCUGGAGGAAAAAGAUCGCAAGCUGCGAGACGUGCUGAAUGCCACGCGUAGGGCGGCGCAGAGACACGAGAACAAACCGCGAGUUGUGAUGGCGAUCAAUACACCAGAGUAUGAAGAGUACAAAUCAGACGCUAAGAACAUGGAGAUGGUGAUGCUGCGAGAGUUUGGGUUCUUUGCGCACGUAACGCCGCCGCACCCGUUCGCGUACACACUGGGUACACACUUAGAAUUGGACGACGAUUUGGUGAAACGGGCGUGGGUGCUGUGCAACGACAGCGCAAUGACGGCGCUUUGCGUGCAAUACAAGCCGGAUGUCAUCGCGUGUGGAUGCAUAUAUUUAGCUGCGAAGGAAUUGGGCAAGGCUUUACCGUCGUCGCCGCCGUGGUUUUGCCUAGUCGACGGCGUGACAAAGGAGAAUUUAGAAGCCAUCGCUGAGACAAUCACGGCAUUUCACGCGGUGGAAAAAGUAGACUAUAAGUGUUUAAGUGGGCGAGGGAGCGAACGUGAGACGAAACAACGUGAAAGGUCUGCGCAUAAUUCGAGCUCGGACCGUGGCCGUCGCCGUAGCCGCAGCCGUAGCCCGAGCGAGAGACGCGUGCGACGACGAGACAGUAGAGAUUACGACAGAGCACGAUAG
Messenger RNA from Ostreococcus lucimarinus CCE9901, 906 nucleotides. RefSeq lists its product with no specific name. NCBI's taxonomy places the organism in Eukaryota, Viridiplantae, Chlorophyta, Mamiellophyceae, Mamiellales, Bathycoccaceae. Gene Ontology annotation, cellular component: nucleus. The transcript has a single exon. Bases 1 to 906 code for a protein of 301 amino acids. Gene Ontology annotation, molecular function: cyclin-dependent protein serine/threonine kinase regulator activity. Gene Ontology annotation, biological process: regulation of transcription by RNA polymerase II. The record is from RefSeq and is a predicted model, not a curated record.